This is a messenger RNA of Stegodyphus dumicola, 539 nucleotides long. It is a transcript of the gene mgl, whose product is annotated as low-density lipoprotein receptor-related protein megalin. The record is from RefSeq and is a predicted model, not a curated record. Gene Ontology annotation, molecular function: protein binding; calcium ion binding; hormone binding. NCBI's taxonomy places the organism in Eukaryota, Metazoa, Arthropoda, Arachnida, Araneae, Eresidae. Gene Ontology annotation, cellular component: plasma membrane; signaling receptor complex; apical plasma membrane. Gene Ontology annotation, biological process: receptor-mediated endocytosis.
UGAAAUGCUCUCGAACCUGUGGAUCAUAUCAUCGGUGGAGGGAAGUCGCCACGAAAGCUGGCGAUGUGCAUGUUAAACAGCACGAUCUUUUAUAUGUGAAUGAAUUUUAUAUAGUUUAUUUUACUAAUAUAUAUUGAUGGUAUAACAGACUUCUUUCUACAAGGAUAAGCCCAACAAACAUUCAAUAAUGGAUGUGCUCUUUUCUAAGGAUAGGAUCUUCAAACUGUGUUUAAUUUUACUAUAUUUUUGGAGUACUGUGCAUAUUUCAAAUACAGCUGAAGUAGAAAACACAACAUGCACGUCAGAAAAUUUUCGGUGUUCAAAUGGUAGGUGCAUUCCAAGGAGAUGGGUCUGUGAUUAUCAGAGAGAUUGUGAAGAAGGAGAGGAUGAAUAUCAAUCUUGUUCACCUCCACAAUGUAAUUCUAAUCAGUUCUCGUGUGGCCAUUAUGUUUUUAAUCAGUCAUUUUGCAUUCCUCGAUAUUGGCGAUGUGACAGGAUAGUAGAUUGUGUCGAUGGCACAGAUGAAGGAGAAACAUGUA